Molecule: messenger RNA, 493 nt
Organism: Anas platyrhynchos (mallard)
Lineage: Eukaryota; Metazoa; Chordata; Aves; Anseriformes; Anatidae
Gene: SEC61G
Product: SEC61 translocon subunit gamma
Biological process (GO): intracellular protein transport; protein targeting
Cellular component (GO): membrane
Molecular function (GO): transmembrane protein transporter activity
Source: RefSeq, a predicted model, not a curated record
CCCCCACCCGCCGCCAUUUUGUGCCCAGCCCCGCCGCGGAGGGGCGCGGCCUCCCGCCCGUCGCACCCGCUGACGUCACGCCAGCUGCAUCGCGACGUGGCCUUAGCCGGCGGAGCACCCGACAGCCUCCCCUUUCGCCGUACGCGGCAGCAGCUCUGCCAACUCUGCCCGCCUGUCCCUGCGGGUGGCCAUGGACCAGGUGAUGCAGUUCGUGGAGCCCAGCCGGCAGUUCGUGAAGGACUCCAUACGGCUGGUCAAAAGGUGCACCAAGCCUGACAGGAAAGAGUUCCAGAAGAUUGCAAUGGCAACAGCGAUAGGCUUUGCAAUAAUGGGAUUUAUUGGCUUCUUUGUCAAAUUGAUCCAUAUCCCAAUCAACAACAUUAUUGUAGGCGGCUGAAUGCUCACGGUGAAGAACAAGACAUCGUGACGUUUGCUGCAAAGAUUUCACAGCUUUGUAACUUGUUCACUAUUAAAACAGUUUUGGGCUUUUGCA